AUGGCACCACGGACUCGUCAGGGUACAAGCCAUGCAAGAAGUAGAUGCACAGCGACAGAACCAAAACAGCCUACCAUAACUGCGCAAGCUGGGGGCCUGGCAGAAGCGGCUUCACCAUCCCUAGUGACAGCCAACAAAGACAUAACUGGCUUCAGCGAUUUGCCAAGAGAACCCAGAGACAUGGUCUAUCACUACUCCCUCACCACACUCUACGGCGACGACAUCUACCUAAACAACAGCUCCCUCCGUGCCGAAUGGUACAUCUCAGCCCUUCCACUCCUGGAAACCUGCCAAGCCGUCCACGACGAAGGCGUCCUAAUCCUCUACGGUCACAACACCCUACGCAUUGAGCUCCUCACUUCAUCUAGUACAUGGAGACGCGAGUCAGGCCGUGUCGUGCAAGAAGGAAGCCUCAGUUUAGGCGCUGGCAUGAACCAUCCAGGUCUCGCGGAAAAGCUGAAGGUGAUUCCAAGCAGGCAUUUCAGACAUGUUCGGUGCCUGAAAUUCGCCUUCCAUGCCUAUGACUUCCGGAUGAAGAGGAUUGUUGGCCGUGAUGACCGGCAGCCGUAUAAUUACUCGAAACUCGCCCAUUUCAUGAUCCUGGUCCGCGUUCGGCCGAGAGCGCGAUUUUCUCUCACUUAUUUCACUGGCCAGAUCGAGAGUCGUGACUUGUCGCCCCAGACUGCCUCGAACUUGAUACAACGGCUCCAGCUGGAAGGAAGGCGGGUGAAAGUACUGACCAAAUCGAGUAUCUUCAAGCUUGCUUAUCGGGUGCGGACGACGUGCGAUGUGAUCCUCGAGGACGAGUUGCUGGAGAGCUUGCUUUACUGA
Recurvomyces mirabilis is the source of this 831-nucleotide messenger RNA. RefSeq lists its product as uncharacterized. Lineage: Eukaryota; Fungi; Ascomycota; Dothideomycetes; Mycosphaerellales; Teratosphaeriaceae. The transcript has a single exon. The coding region runs from base 1 to 831 and encodes 276 amino acids. The record is from RefSeq and is a predicted model, not a curated record.